GCAGGGGUGGGAGCCAAUGGGCCGGCGGGGCGGGACAUGGCGCGGCGGCCAUGGCGGCGGUGCUGGCGCGGGGGCUGGCGCGUGGCUGGUUGGCGUGGCGCGCGGGGCAGCGGUGCGUGGCGGCGCCCGGCGGGCAGGACGGGGAGGUGGGCAAAGCGCAGCGGGCAGCGGCAGCCGGCGAGGAGGCGGGCGGGCAGCCCACCAUCUUCAGCAAGAUCAUCGCCCGCAGCGUGCCUGCCACCAUCCUCUAUGAAGAUGACAAGUGCCUGGUUUUCCGCGACGUGGCCCCUCAAGCCCCCGUCCACUUCUUGGUGAUCCCCAAGCGCCCCAUCCCCCGGAUCAGCCGUGUGGGUCCCCAGGACACUGAGCUCCUGGGGCACUUGCUGGUGGUGGCAGCACGCACAGCGCAGGCAGAGGGUCUGGCUGAUGGCUACCGCCUCGUGAUCAACGAUGGGAAGCACGGCGCCCAAUCUGUCUACCAUCUGCAUCUCCAUGUGCUGGGGGGGCGGCAGCUGGGCUGGCCCCCCGGCUGAGCACCCCCCGACAACCACCGCCCCCCAAUAAACAUCUCCUUGGCGUUGGC
This is a messenger RNA of Columba livia (rock pigeon), 583 nucleotides long. RefSeq names its product histidine triad nucleotide binding protein 2 (gene HINT2). Gene Ontology annotation, cellular component: mitochondrion; cytoplasm. The transcript is spliced from 5 exons. The record is from RefSeq and is a predicted model, not a curated record. Gene Ontology annotation, molecular function: hydrolase activity. Lineage: Eukaryota; Metazoa; Chordata; Aves; Columbiformes; Columbidae. The coding region runs from base 51 to 533 and encodes 160 amino acids.